UCCGGACCCCGCCACUAUAAUAAACUGAAAUUGCACACAUCGCCUCAAUUUUCCCACCCUUUCCUUUCAAACCUAUCACAAACCCUAACCCUAACAAUCUUUUUUCCCGGAAAAUAGAAAACCAGGCGAGAAGAUGUUGGAGCUGAGGCUUGUGCAAGGUAGUCUGUUGAAGAAGGUUAUGGAAGCCAUCAAGGAUCUGGUGAACGAUGCAAACUUCGAUUGCUCGUCCACUGGUUUCUCUCUCCAGGCCAUGGACUCGAGCCAUGUGGCCCUGGUGGCUCUCCUCCUCAGAUCGGAGGGUUUUGAGCACUACCGGUGCGACCGGAACAUAUCCAUGGGCAUGAAUCUCAACAACAUGUCUAAGAUGCUAAAGUGCGCCGGUAACGACGAUAUCAUCACCAUCAAGGCCGAUGAUGGCAGUGACACCGUCACUUUCAUGUUUGAGAGUCCCACUCAAGACAAGAUUGCUGAUUUUGAGAUGAAAUUGAUGGACAUCGAUAGCGAGCAUCUUGGGAUCCCAGAAGCAGAGUACCAUGCUAUUGUUCGGAUGCCUUCAACAGAAUUUGGUAGAAUCUGUAAAGAUCUUAGCAGUAUUGGUGACACUGUUGUGAUCUCUGUGACAAAGGAAGGUGUGAAGUUCUCUACAAGAGGUGAUAUUGGGACUGCAAAUAUUGUUUGCAGGCAGAAUACCACAGUAGACAAGCCAGAGGAAGCUACAAUUAUAGAGAUGAAUGAACCAGUGUCGCUAACAUUUGCACUGAGGUACAUGAACUCCUUUACAAAGGCAACCCCAUUGUCCAACACAGUCACAAUAAGCUUGUCUUCAGAGUUGCCUGUUGUGGUGGAGUACAAAAUUGCUGAGAUGGGUUAUAUCAGGUUCUAUUUGGCUCCUAAAAUUGAAGAAGAUGACGAAGAGACUAAGCCUUAAGUUUAGGGCUCCAAAUGUCAUAUUAGCUAUUAUGAUCUACUGUCCCUUUUCUACAAGCAAGUCUGUGCUUUCGAUGAGUCAGUAGUUUAGAUGUUUAAAGUCCUUGUGCUGUGUUUUUAUGUUUUUUCAGAGGCAUUUUCAAUUUUAAUGUGUCUAAACAAUGUUUAAUGUUUAGAUGUAUGUUCAUUCCUUCUUUCAGUUCA
Molecule: messenger RNA, 1131 nt
Organism: Cornus florida
Lineage: Eukaryota; Viridiplantae; Streptophyta; Magnoliopsida; Cornales; Cornaceae
Product: proliferating cell nuclear antigen
Exons: 4
Coding region: 134-928 (264 amino acids)
Biological process (GO): translesion synthesis; mismatch repair; regulation of DNA replication
Cellular component (GO): PCNA complex
Molecular function (GO): DNA binding; DNA polymerase processivity factor activity
Source: RefSeq, a predicted model, not a curated record